AUGUGGUGGUCAAUGGUCGUCUUCGGAACAGCUUGCUCGCACGCUCUCAGGCACAGAACAUGUUCAUCGGUUACGGAGCUCAACAGCUGCAGUGCUCACGGCUCGGCUCAGCUCACAGGAAUGCGCUGGGCGGUUAUGAAGAGUCGGACUGACGGAUAUGUGACAGAAGAACUGGGCAGGAUUCGAAGAAGGAAGACAGGCACAGGCACAGGCACAGGCACAGCAAGGCAUUGGCUUUGCGACAUGCAGGCAUGA
Messenger RNA from Colletotrichum costaricense, 255 nucleotides. RefSeq lists its product as uncharacterized. NCBI's taxonomy places the organism in Eukaryota, Fungi, Ascomycota, Sordariomycetes, Glomerellales, Glomerellaceae. The coding region runs from base 1 to 255 and encodes 84 amino acids. The record is from RefSeq and is a predicted model, not a curated record. The transcript has a single exon.